Messenger RNA from Atta colombica, 342 nucleotides. RefSeq lists its product as uncharacterized. The record is from RefSeq and is a predicted model, not a curated record. Lineage: Eukaryota; Metazoa; Arthropoda; Insecta; Hymenoptera; Formicidae. Bases 1 to 342 code for a protein of 113 amino acids. The transcript has 2 exons.
AUGCCUGAAAGGAACCCCUAUAGUGUCCCUGCACAUGAUUUUAUAUUGAUGUUGCUAUGCGCCGUUUGUGGUAUAUCAGGAGAUCGACGUUAUAUCACUAUUCCUGUCGAUGGUAUUGAUGUUGUCGAUGUCAUCAAGGUGAAUGCAAUUGCACCUUCAUUAUCAAGAGUAGCAAAACAAACAAAAGCAUAUAUACCAAUCGUUGUAUCUAGCGUUUCUCAAGAUGAUUCCGAAGUACAGCGAUUGGCAACGCAUGUCCUGGAUUAUGUUGAUUUCGGAGGACAUACCGGAUCCAAUGGAGCUUUCAGUUGGUAUGCUGAUUAUCCGGCUCAUCGUUCGUAA